Macadamia integrifolia is the source of this 1382-nucleotide messenger RNA. RefSeq lists its product as uncharacterized. Bases 44 to 952 code for a protein of 302 amino acids. NCBI's taxonomy places the organism in Eukaryota, Viridiplantae, Streptophyta, Magnoliopsida, Proteales, Proteaceae. The transcript is spliced from 2 exons. The record is from RefSeq and is a predicted model, not a curated record.
CCCUCUACAGAAAAUACUUAAACUUCGGCCAAAGGGAUUGGUGAUGAUAAUACACCCACACCCACCUCAAAAAGUCUCAAACUACUACAAUUUCUUCCAUUCUUUUACCUUAGGUUUCUCAACCAUGGCUGAUCUCCGAUGUGAUGUCCCUGAAAACUAUGGCUAUUCAUCAGAUUCCAGCAUCCGGGCUCGAAGAACAGCUCAGAACUAUGAGAAUUAUCGGUAUUUAGAUGGUGGUGGGAUUGAAUUUAGAGCAAGAUCAGAAGGAGAUCAUGAAUCAGGACCUCCAUCACCAACACUGUGGAAGACAAGCCCAGCUAGAAUUACUGAAUCAGAGGCUUCACUUCUUCACCCCAGCUCCCUUUCUCCAGUAUCUCGGAGGCAUGCGAUUGCCAAAAGCCGAAGAGAGCUCAUGGAGAUGAUUCGAAACAUGCCUGAAACUUCCUAUGAGCUCUCCUUGCAGGACCUUGUGGAGCAACCACAUGUGCGGGAUAGUAGAGAUAUGAACAGUAAUGAUUCAAAGACUUCGAGAGAGAAAGCAAAGAGGAAAAAGAACCAGGAAAGAAAUAAGGGUCGGAUGCGAAGAAGUGUAAGUAUGGAAAAUGAACCUGUCCUGCUUAAGAUGUUCUUCCCACUUUCUCUGGGGUCGAUGAAGAAGAGCUUUUCAAUGGAUACAGGUUCCAAAAUCUCACAAAAAUCUCCAUCUUUGGAUGCACAAGAGAAAGGUGUUGAUAAGGAGUGGUGGAAGAGAAGGUAUUCAGUUGCAGGGGACAGUGAUAGUGGGGUAGCAAGCAGCAAUAACAGUGGAAGUACUGGAAGCAGUGGAAGCAGUAGUAUUGGAAGUAGAAGUAGCAGCAGCAGCAAAGGAAGAAGGGCUUCUCUGUGUUGCAGGCGAAUUGGUGGCUUAAUUGAUUGCUGGUCCUGCUUCCAAACCAUGGAAAAUACCUUAUGAAAGAAGGGCUCCCUUUUUUGAAUGGGGACACCAUAUAUAAGUAUUUUUGUAAUUAUCUAUCUAAUAGGACUUAAAAUAGCAGAACAGAGGUCCUUACUUUCCACAGAAUUUCAGUGAGAGCAUUGGUUUCACCAUUACAGAUGAUCUUAAUUUGAAUAGUGAGUUAUGGGUUAGCCUGCAGUCUCAAGAAUAUGGAGAGACAUAACUGGGAAGGAUAAAGCCUGAGAUUGCUUUAGAACAAUUAAUAGUGCUUUUUGUUCAAUUUAAAUUCCAACCAUAUCAACACAUUGCAGGUGCUAUUCCUGCAAGAAGCCAAGACUCAAGAAUUACCAGGAGAGAUGAACUUCAAAAAGCAAAUAUGAGCAAGAAGGCUCUUUUCACAUUUUUUAUUUUCUUCCCGGCAAUAACAUCUUUUCACGUUUUGGUUUUA